Messenger RNA from Coregonus clupeaformis (lake whitefish), 1855 nucleotides. RefSeq names its product cyclin A1 (gene ccna1). Gene Ontology annotation, molecular function: cyclin-dependent protein serine/threonine kinase regulator activity. Lineage: Eukaryota; Metazoa; Chordata; Actinopteri; Salmoniformes; Salmonidae. The record is from RefSeq and is a predicted model, not a curated record. Gene Ontology annotation, biological process: regulation of cyclin-dependent protein serine/threonine kinase activity; mitotic cell cycle phase transition. The transcript has 9 exons. The coding region runs from base 236 to 1459 and encodes 407 amino acids. Gene Ontology annotation, cellular component: cyclin A2-CDK2 complex; cytoplasm; nucleus.
GGUUCGGGCUUCGACAGAAAUUUGGGUAAAUCUGAAACAGCUGAGUUUACACAACAACAGCUGAUCAGUGCUCUCAUCGGAAUGACACAAACCUACAUGCAGAGUUCAAUAUAAACCGUUGGGAGGUAACAACUCAUACUACGCCAAACCAUUUUGAAGGAUUCGUCUUAUCUCUUUUUGUGCUAGGAGUGCAUCCGCUGUAUUACACGCAACCCAGCUUUUUAACUGUUUAAAGAUGAGCUUCAGCACCGUCGCCCGUCUGGCCAGCCGUAGCAGCCAAGAAAAUGUUCUGGCCUCAAAUAGGAUGGAUUCAUCCCGGAUGGAGAGGGCCAAACAAAGGACUGUACUCGGCGUCUUAACAGAAAACGAACAGCACAGUCGAUCUUUUGGUCAGGGCGUUCCUUUUUCCAAGCGUGGCUCUAUUUCGGACAACUCCCACACCACUCUCCUGGGUUGUCCCUCAAGCUCUAGCGUUGACAUCUAUGUGGAUGAGCCAUGUGAGGUCGUCAUCCCAGCCUCUGGCGAACUUGUGGCUGCAGAGCCUCAGGUGGUGGAUGAGGAAGCUGCUGCCAUGCAACACAAAGAUUUCCGUCUCUUCCUGGACCUGAGCUCAGGGUCGUGCAUGGAUACUUCUAUGCAGUCACUCCCAGAUGACGAGUCUCUCACCUCUCAGUAUAUGUGUCUGGCAGAGUAUGCAGAUGACAUCCACAAACACUUACGGGAGAGUGAAAUAAAAUGCCGUCCGAAGCCUGGCUACAUGCGGAAGCAGCCGGACAUCACCAACUGCAUGCGUGUCAUCCUGGUGGACUGGCUGGUGGAGGUCGGCCAGGAGUACAAGCUGUGUGGGGAAACCAUCCACCUGGCUGUCAACUACAUGGACCGCUUCCUCUCCUGCAUGUCUGUACUCCGGGGCAAGCUGCAGCUGGUGGGCACCGCUGCCAUUCUGCUGGCUGCUAAAUAUGAGGAGAUCUACCCUCCGGAGGUGGAUGACUUUGUGUACAUCACAGAUGACACGUACACCAAGAAGCAGCUGCUUCGUAUGGAACACCUCCUGCUGAAAGUGCUGGCCUUCGACAUGACCGUCCCCACCACACACCAGUUCCUCUGCCAUUUCCUCACCGUCCAAGCAGUCUGCUUCAAGACUGAGAGCCUCGCCCUGUAUGUGGCAGAGCUGAGCAUGUUGGAAGUGGAUCCAUUCCUGCAGUACAUCCCCUCUAUGGUUGCGGCUGCAGCUUUCUGUCUGGCCAACUACACCCUCAACAGGUCCCUCUGGCCUGAGGCCUUGUACACCUUCACUGGCUACACCCUGGCAGAGAUUGCACCCUGCCUCAAGGACCUCCACAAGAUGUACCUAAGUGCCUCCAGUCGCCCCCAACAGGCCAUCAGGGAGAAGUACAAGGGCUCAAAGUUUGGCAAUGUGUCUCUGCUAAGUCCUCCCGAGGCUCUGCCUUUUUACUGAAGCUGCUUGGAAGUGACAGACAACACAGCUCUUAGCUCCCUCUGUAGAUGCCUACUGGACAAAUGGAUUUCUAUUGCUUUUAAGACUUUUUAAUUAAUUUUUAUCUUAAACACAUUUUAUUCUAGGUAGCUAGUUAUGUAUAGGUAGCUAUCAAGUAAACACAAUUGUAUAGUAACUUGUUUCUUGACUUCAAACUCUUGAAUGACUACUUUUAAGUGUGCUAGUCUGUAAGCUCAGGACUUGACCCAUGUCUGUACAAGCCUUUUUUUAAACGGGUGGUUGAAUGUUUUUAAUGUACCAAGUCAUUUUUGCUGUCAGUCACUGCCACACAAUCAUGGACCUCAGGCUGCAUCUUGUAUGUUGCAUCAUGUGAUUAAAGGAAACAAGUUGCAUAUA